Molecule: messenger RNA, 4570 nt
Organism: Egretta garzetta (little egret)
Lineage: Eukaryota; Metazoa; Chordata; Aves; Pelecaniformes; Ardeidae
Gene: ECHDC2
Product: enoyl-CoA hydratase domain containing 2
Exons: 9
Coding region: 1399-2139 (246 amino acids)
Biological process (GO): fatty acid beta-oxidation
Cellular component (GO): mitochondrion
Molecular function (GO): enoyl-CoA hydratase activity
Source: RefSeq, a predicted model, not a curated record
CAAGCUGUCCCUGCAGCUCUGCCCGGACAUCCUGCGCGGGCCCCGGCACGGGGGCGCGGGGGUCCCGGGGCCGCCGAACCUUCCCUUGCCCUAACGCCCUCGUAGCCCGAAAGGCGAGGGACUGCCUCCCAGGGUCCGCAGCAGGCAGGUUGCUUGUUGUCUCUUUGCUUUAAGUUAUGCCUUCAUACUUUUUUCCCACAACACAGCUGCCGAAUAAAUAGCUAGUUGCCUUUUUUUUUUAAAAAAAAGUUAUGUAUGCCGGAGAUCUCAAUACAAGAAGUAAGUACCUUAGAAUUUUCUGAUAUCCAUAAUGUACACUGCUAAAAGUAGGGUACGACCAGGGUGUGUCUGUGCAUAUUUAUGCAUGAGAGUCACUAAGUGAUUUGAGUUUUGGUUCAGAUUGCCAACGUAAUUACUUUCUGGUAAGGGCAAAUAUUGCAAGAUCUUAUAAAUAGUUCUUGGUAGUUUUCCUAGUUACAUGUACGUGAAUAUAGUUACCCGAAUUGGCGAUUUCCAGUUUGCUGGUGCCCACUGUUACCCGUGUCUUUGUUCCUAUUUGACACAGCUCUUGUUUACUAACUGGCUGCUGGCAUAGGCAGAGGAAUAAAGACAGAGACCCUUUAGCAGGGAAGAAGGACCUGGCACGACGGGUGUGAGGUGUGUCUGUGCACCGACAGCAGCAGCAACAGCUUCUUAGGAUGUUAAGGCCUGCCAAGGAAACGGAUGUUUUUUCUCUCCAAAGCGUACACAAACCAUUGGAUAGUAAUUUACUAAACAUAAGUGGAAGGGAAAAGUAGGUAGAUGUUGUGGACUUAUUUUUCUGCUUGGAGUUAGGAACUUUCAAUGAAAUCCUUUCCACUGAUGAGCUUAUUAAUUAGCUUAUUUAAAUUGAACGGAGCUGCAAUUUCAAAGCGGUUCUGGAACGCCAACUGAGAGUGACCAGUUUGUGCUAUACUCAUGCAAACAGCAAUCCCAAGAGGAUGGUUUUCUUCAUUAAGGAAUAUACUUGAGCACAGUAAGACUGUACAAUAAAAACUGAAUUAAGUAACAUUCGAAACAGAAACCUGAGAUGGAUCAUUGGGGUUUGGGUUUUUUUCCAUUCCUGCAGUGGUUCUAAGACAUGUUCUUGGAUGUCAUGUUCACUUUUUAAGUCGACUUACUUAAAUUAUUUGCAGUGCUACAGAAUUUUACAGUUGACCUGCAUAACUGGGUUUCGUAGACAUGAUCUACCACCUCCACUUUUAAAAUAACUGUUUUAGAAUAUACUUUAUAUGCAUUUUCAGGAAAGAGAAGAUGCAGCACAUGCAGAUAUUGUUCCCAGUUGAAUUACUGUGUCAGAGAAUUAAAUGAAGUGUAACUGAAAUUGUCUCCUAUUACUAAGGUAUUGCUGAAAUCCUAAUGAACCGACCCCACGCAAGAAAUUCAUUGGGAAAAGUAUUUGUAAAUGAACUGUUCAGUGCUCUGGAACAACUCCGCUUUGAUGAGAAGGUUCGCGUGGUGCUGUUCAAGAGUGAGGUGAAAGGUGUAUUUUGUGCUGGUGCAGACUUAAAGGAGCGUGCAAAGAUGGAUGAUGCAGAAGUUGGACACUUUGUUAAAAGGCUGAGAAGUCUCAUGGAUGAAAUAGCUGCCUUGCCUGUACCUACAAUUGCUGCAAUAGAUGGCUACGCUCUGGGUGGUGGAUUAGAGCUGGCAUUAGCUUGUGACCUUCGAGUAGCAGCUUCAUCAGCUAAAAUGGGCCUUAUUGAGACCACAAGAGGGCUUCUUCCUGGAGCAGGUGGAACCCAGCGCCUGCCUAGAUGUGUUGGAAUAGGUCUUGCAAAGGAACUCAUUUUCACUGGCAGACAGAUUGAUGGACAACAGGCCGCUUCAAUGGGAUUAGUAAAUCACACAGUGCCACAAAACAAUGAGGGAGAUGCAGCUUACCAAAGAGCGUUAACUUUGGCUAGAGAAAUCCUUCCUCAGGCUCCAUUUGCUGUGAAAAUGGGAAAACUGGCAAUAAACAGAGGAAUGGAGGUUGACAUUGCGUCAGGGAUGGCUAUUGAGGGGAUGUGUUAUGCCCAGAAUAUUCCCACAAGAGACCGUCAGGAAGGGAUGGCUGCCUUCAGGGAGAAACGACCACCUCAGUUUAUCGGCAAAUAAUGCUUCCUAGCUUCCCCUUGAUUUUUUGAAGGUAAAGGAGGACUGAAGAGGACCCUCUGAUUUCUUGGGAUUAUUCUUAUGACUGCAUUCUGUGUACUUCUGAAUACUCCACUGAAUCAUUUUGCCAUAAGAAUUCCCAAAUAAAGAUUUAACUUUGUACAGAUGAUCUUUUUAAAGGGCAUACAUCUUAAGUCGGUGGUUAUGGCCCUCAAACAGAUGUCAAGUAAGGAGAAUGGAGAAGCUUUGAAUCAUCAUAAGCAAAUUGAAAAAAAAAAAAAAAAUCAGGAAGCAUGCUGCAUCUAAACAUUGAUAGGAAAAAAAAAAAAGUCCCUGUGAAGAGAAAGUAAACUUAGAAAGAAAGAAAACCUUUCUAAGUUUGCUUCCCAUUAUCAGUGCUCUUCUAACUAAUCAGACAGAACUAGCAGUAUUAACGCAGAGUGUUUCACCCCAGAUCUGCUGUGAGUAGUUACCACCAUGCUAUCAUUCCAGCCAACUGAACUUAACAUCUCUUUGGUAUCGGUGCUUGAGAAAAUGCAAGGCCUGUAUGUGCAUAUAUAAUGGCCACCGUAUCAGCCUAUGCCAGACAUCUCAAGCAUGUCACCACUCUCCCAUUGCCUGUUUUCCCCUCUGUUGCCUGACUGGAAGUUGAAAUCACUAUCUCCCUCUUCUUAGAGGUUCUCCAGCACAGAGACGUACCACACAGUUUAGCUCUAUGGCUUCUUACUUCCCUAGACCGGGGCUUUCAAGCAAAAGUGAGUUAGUACAUUUCUCUAAAUGUAUUUUUAGUAAAUAUUUUAUAGGUUAUCAAAAUAUACUUCAAAAGUGCGCCUUACCUCAUUGGAACUGGGCAUCAAUUCAUGUUAUGAUGGUCUUAAAAAGCACACCACAAUUUCAUUUGUGCGAAAAGUUAACCAAACAAUUCUGCAGGUGAGAUAACCGUACCAGAUUAUAUAUGUAGAAGUUUCUUACGUAAAGAUCUGCAAAAGUAAAGCAGUCAUGAUCUUCAGCCUUCACAAAAAAAAAAGAUGGCAAAUGCCACAGGUGAAAUACAAGAGUUUAAAAGUUGCUUCCAGAAUUACUCUACCCUGGCAGGAACUCCUGAAGCUGCACAGGAAUGUGAAGAGACCUUUCUGUAACUGGCACAUGCAAGUAAAUUGAGUGGAUUUAUACCUUGUAGGCAUUCAUACUUUUCAGCUUAAAAGAAUGCUGCUCACUGUUUGUUCGCCUGAAACACAUAGGAACAAAUCAAGAAAGGUAUAGAAAAUCAUUUAUAAUCUCUGUGCUUGCUGGUUGCAGUGACAUCUUCACCAUCUGGACUGAUGCCAGUAUCACAUUCAGUUUGUGCUGCAUGUAAUUGUAGAUAUUUUUUUUUUCCCCAUGGUUUUAGUUAAGAUGCUUCAGCAAGUUCUCCUGUUAUUAGGAAAAAACAGUACUGUAAGGAGAGUUGUCAUCUUUAUUUUAAAAUCUUGUAGUAAGUGAUUUAUAUUCAUUCUAUUAACACCAAUUCCAACAAGCUCUGAGUUCCAUUUCAUGUAACGGAAAUUUUGUAGUAGAAGUACCAUAGCAGACAUCUCAGAAGGGUGGCAGGUAAAGGCUUGCAGGCCAUUUUUCAUUUUUUAAACCACCUUCCUAAUUCAAACCUACAACCAAUUUAAAUUGCUUUCUGAAUCAAGAAAACUGUAUAUAACCAGAUACACACAUGAAAAUGAUGCUAGCCAAAUUAUACCUUCAUACAAAAAGCAAUUAUACAACAUUGAUUAAAUUACUGGAUCAGUACCUUUUGAAGUUGCUGAAAUAUACAGUAACUAGAUUAUUGAAGAUUAGAGGUGAUGUUUUUAUUUGAAGGAUGGGAGUUGGGAGACGGAAGGAGUUAAAAAUAGUAAAAUAUGGUCAUGAUGAGGAAGCCAUCCCUGCUAGUAAGCUACCAAACAUCCAAUGUAUUUACAGAAGAGUCUCUGAAUAUGGAUCAGUUGCCAUGGAAAUAUGGAGACUAACCAGGUAAACAAAACCAAUACCUGAAAUAAACCAGAAUUUGAACGGGCAUGCAGUUUGCUUCCAUCACUUGUAUUUUAUCAGCCACCUGUAUGCUGUGCAAUGUUUCAUUCAAAACAUGAUUUGAAACCCAUAGGUAACCAAGAAAGAAAUAAGUUGUUACAGUUAGCAUCUUUAUGUAAAAUUUCACACUCCACAAAACAAUGAGAUUGACACAGGGCUUACACAGAACAGUGGGUGAUAUUUUGCACUGUGAUGACUUCGAAAUAUAAUUCACUGCACAAUACUGACAGAGUAUUUACAGAAAACAGAGCAAUCAUUAGUCUCUUAUAAAUAAGGUGACCAAAUAUCCUGGGCCUCCUGGCAAGACAUGCAAUCCCUUUCAUGAUGAAGGCAGGUCAGUAUUUUGCCCUAAUGAGCCUUCUCCCUUCCCUCUCAG